CCUUCUCUGCGCGCGUGCGUAGUGCACCCCCUUCCAGGCGGGGGCAUGAGCGCCGCCGUCUUGAAGCAUAGAGGGGUGGCAGUGUGCAUCAUGGAAAACUACCAGAAGUCCAAGACUGUGGAGAAGCCAUCUCCUCUCCCUUUCAGCAAUCUGCCCUUGGACAUCAUUGAGAUGAAAGUGAAGGAUGGCAGCAAAAUCCGGAAUUUGAUGGGCUAUGCCAUUGGCAAGAUGGAGCUGGAUCCAGUGAGGCAGGUUCUCUUCAGUGGUGCCGGCAAAAGCAUCAGCAAGGCCAUCACUUGCGUGGAGAUCAUGAAGCGGCGUCUCAGUGGCCUUCACCAGAUCACAAAGGUGUUCUUCCAGCAAAUAGAGGAGAUCUGGGAGCCCAUUGUGCCUGAAGUGGGACUUGACCCAUUGACUGUCAAGCGAAACAUCCCUGCCAUCUACAUUUUGCUGAGCAAAGAUCCAUUGGACACUCAGGAGCCAGGAUACCAGGCUCCCGGUUCUUUUGAUGCCUUCUGGGUGGAAACUCUGAAAUCAGAGUCUCAGGGCCAGGCCAAGAGGAAACAGGGGGCAGGCAGAGGGGCUGGCCGUGCCUGGAAGCAGUCACGCUCUGUUACGCGAGAGGAGUCCUACAAAAAACCCUGACAGUCAAGACUUGAAAGGACUGCUUGUGGAGCCAAAGCAACCCAGCUGAGUACUGGAUUUUAAACUGCCUAUGCUGGAAAGGCACGCUGGAGAGGUACAAUUGAGGCCAAGGAGAGGCAUGCCAGACUGAAUUUGGAAAGCAUUUGCAACUCUGCCAGCUGAGCUUUGGAGUCUUGUUAUUCUUUUCUUGGGCUUGCACUGGAAAUGCUCACAAUGGGUUUUGUGCCCAGUAUGUUCUGGACUGGUGUGCUUGAAAUGUCAAUAAAUGAACAGCAGUGAAUUUUCCUUAGAGGGAAAGACAGUGGGUUGGAUCUGCUGCAGCAGAAGUAUCAUUUUUUUUUGGGGGGGGGGGGGAGCUGCAGGAUCCUGGUGAAUAAAAGUAGCAAGGUCUUGCAGAAGUCUUGCAUUUCUUCUCAUCUGUCCCCCACUGUUCAGAACACAGUCUUUGAGAUGACUGGAUCUUUCUUGAUGAAGCAAGUUUGUCAGACCAACAAAAAAAACCCUUAUACCUGUUGAAUAAUGAUGCUAAUAUAACUGAGACAACAGCCAAAUUUCUACGUGUCGCCAUCGAGAUGUGUCUGUAAGCAUUAGGAGUUCUGUAGCACUGCAGCCGAUUCUCAAACUCUAUUAUGUUAUGUAUGGAUAUUCUUUUUUCCUUUUUGUCUGUCUUUAUGCUGAUAUGACAAUAAAGCUUGUCUUGAAUUGUA
This is a messenger RNA of Sphaerodactylus townsendi, 1352 nucleotides long. Its product is annotated as ribonuclease P protein subunit p25-like protein. The transcript is spliced from 2 exons. Gene Ontology annotation, molecular function: RNA binding. Gene Ontology annotation, cellular component: ribonuclease MRP complex. Gene Ontology annotation, biological process: tRNA 5'-leader removal. Lineage: Eukaryota; Metazoa; Chordata; Lepidosauria; Squamata; Sphaerodactylidae. The record is from RefSeq and is a predicted model, not a curated record. Bases 46 to 645 code for a protein of 199 amino acids.